Molecule: messenger RNA, 1827 nt
Organism: Peniophora sp. CBMAI 1063
Lineage: Eukaryota; Fungi; Basidiomycota; Agaricomycetes; Russulales; Peniophoraceae
Source: the annotation of a GenBank genome assembly
AUGCUGCCCAGUGAAGACGUAGAUGACUUCUCGCUAUUGCUUCUCGACGGCCCUUCCUCUGCCAUAGAGCAGAUUCGCUGCCUCUACUUGGACCACCACGGUGCCUUGCUCGAUCCCCAAGACGCGCUCGUCUCGAAGCUAUCCACGCUCUCGUCCAUUUUCACUCCGCACCUGAAGGCCCCGCAGAAACCACUCUUCACGUCUAUACAUGCGUCAAAGAGCGAGACAAGCGCACGGGACGUUGUACACGACCGUGCGAUCACAGGGAGGGGACAUGAUGACGGCCUCGACGCAGAGUUCUGUCGCGCGUGCAUAGCGAGUGGGCUACCGAUGCUGCUCAUCAGGAUGAUCACCAAUGAUAAUUUCCUGCUGCAAUCCGAGGUCUGGAUCGUCAGCGUUCUCAACUGCCUCGACGGCUUCGUGUCGCUGUGGCUCACACAGAUCACAUACGGUCCCUUGACAACAUCCCUUAUCCUUCCGGACGGCUUUGGACUGGACCUCCUGGGAGGACUAUGGCGCAUUUGGACGGACUUGUGGCGCAACAUCGAUAAACUCAGGAAAGACGACGGCCCAGCACAAGAAGGCUCGGGGAGUCGAGCCCGCGCGUGCGAAGCGCUGGCGAGUCUUGCCAUAAGAGUAACCGACUUGUGGGAUGAAGUCGCUGCGCAGAAUAAGAACCGUAAUCACGCGGAAGUGCUUCUCGUUAUGGACAUCGCUCCGGUGCUGCUCUUUGCCUGGACACAUGCCAUACUGGGCGGCAUACACGACAACCAGAAACUUACCCGCAUGCCCUCAGUCAUCCACGCCCAACUACAAGGCGCGAUCGCGCGAACCGAACGCCAAAAGCAGACUCGCGACAACAAGGAGCCUGACCCUCCACCCUUUGGCGGAAUCGCAACGACGCCCUGGGGCGGUAAAAUCGAUCCUGCGAUCGAACGCAUCGGCGCGGGACGCGUCGUCGACGCGUUCCGUACGGCGAUCGAGUCGUGCGCGUGGAUGAUAGACAACCGGCUACAGCAGCACAUACGCAUACUGGAAGACCUUACUGCGUAUUCGUUCGCCUGUGCACGGCCCAUCCGGGAGGCGCUCUGGGCGAGCACGAUGACGCACGCGCUCGCGGUGGCGUUGCGGCGCCAGGUGCGCGAUGGCCGCGUUGAGCCAGGGGACUGCAGCAAUCACUUGUCGGUCUGUCGCGCGACGAUUGACCUGCUUUAUACACUAUGCGAGGGCGUGGAACGGGGUGUCUGUCAUACUACUAACGGCAGGGAUGUCAUGUCCAUCUUUGAGUUGUGCUAUAUCUGCGGUCUCAAUGCCAUGCGCCUAUCUGGCACAGGCAAUCAUGACCUCGACGUGGACACUGCGUACUACAUCGAGAAGCUCGUAAAGGCGACCUUCCGCUGGCAGAAGUUUCCUCUAGACCGGUUCGACGACGGCGGCGCCGGCGUGUGGACGCGGAAUGGCGACAUCCAACUCAUGUGCAUCCAGAUGCGCGGGUUCGCACAAGAGUACUGGUUCUUGAACAUGCAGCGCUUGCUCGCGCCGCGCGACGAGCUCCGGCAUCUCGAAUGGUACCACGCCCUCGUCGACGGCUGGUCUGAUCUCGGCUUGUCAGUGAUGGUCGAGAUCGAGAGCGAACGCGAGAAGUACGACUGGCGGACCGCGCGCUUGUGCUCGUGGCGGGAAUGCGUGUUUCACAAGAUACCGAGUACGCGGGUGUUGGCGCCGUGUAAGGGGUGCAAGGAGACGCGGUACUGCUCGGCUGAAUGUCAACAGAAGGACUGGAAAGGUGGACAUCGCAAGAAGUGUAAAUUUCGCCUGAAAGAUUGA